Cricetulus griseus (Chinese hamster) is the source of this 1301-nucleotide messenger RNA. NCBI's taxonomy places the organism in Eukaryota, Metazoa, Chordata, Mammalia, Rodentia, Cricetidae. The record is from RefSeq and is a predicted model, not a curated record.
CACCCCCUCCAUGGUCCCGGCCCAGCCCACCUUAUCUCAGGCUGUCAGCCGGCACAGGCUGAAAUACUAGCAGAUCCCAGGAGGACCUUGGGUCGGACCUGUCACCCCCAACGCCCAGGCCUGGGUGUUCCCCCUUGCCCACGCCUCCCGCCCGUCCGUCGCUACCACCCUUAGAGUCUCAGACUGAGCUCCGCGUCCCGGAGAGGAUUAAAACCCAGGGAAGCAGGGUCUCCUGCUGGUGGUCAUCACAGUGGUGGGAGCUACAGCCUUGGACACUCCUCACUUCAGUCCCCAGCAUCAGCAUGGACUCCAGGGUCCCAGCUACUCGGAGCUGGUUCAGCGGCCACCCACCCACCACUGAGCCUGACUUGGAGCCUGCCACCGAAGGGUCUACCACAGAGACCACCACCCUCAGCCCAGAAACCACAAGCUUCAAUGGCACCAGAAUCCCUGACAUGGCAGGUGGUGCGGUUGGUGUGGGUACCAUGCUUCUGUCUUUCGGCAUCAUCACAGUGAUUGGCUUGGCUGUGGCCAUGGUUUUAUACAUCAGGAAGAAGAAGAGGCUGGAGAAGCUGCGCCAUCAGCUCAUGCCUAUGUACAACUUUGACCCCACGGAGGAGCAAGAUGAACUGGAGCAGGAGCUGCUGGAACAUGGGCGAGAUGCGGCCUCCAUCCAGGCUGCCGCCUCCCUGCAGGCCACACAGGGCAAGAGCACUCUCCCUUCCCAAGGCCCACUGCAGAGGCCUAGCAGGCUGGUGUUUACUGAUGUAGCCAAUGCCAUCCACGCGUGAGUGGCCUGAGAACAGGCCUGGACCUCUGACAAGACACCUGCCACAGUGCCAGCCGUGCUGCCCACUUCCUGACUGUCAAGACCUACUCUCAGGACCUGAGCCAUCGCCACCACAAGACAGGAAAGGGCUGCAACAGACCCCAGCUCUGCCGAGGUCCCACCCACCGACUCUCAGGCUUGAAGAGAGAGCUCUGACUAGGCUAGCCAUCUGGCCACUGACUUCUCCUGAACCGCUGGCCCUGGCACAGAAGGCAGCCCUCAUUCAGGAAGGCAAAGAGCCACUGCUGGCUUCCUGGCCAAAAACCCUCACAGCAAGGUCUGCUUCUCUGAUGGGGAGGAGGGGCACAAGCUUGAGGAGCAAGGAAGAAAACAGGCAGGCUCCCCUCUAUCUAGGAUUGUCUUUUUUUUUUUUUUUUUCUUUUUUAGCCUGGAGCCUCCUCUAGGGCAGAGAGAUGUAAACCAACCCCCAGAUGACAGGGACAAAGCAGGGUAACAACUUUUGGAGACAUUU